AUGAAAUGCACCACCUUUCUCGUCGCUGCCAUCGCGUUGCUCGGUGUCGUCACUUCAGCCGACCAACCUGUCGUGAAAACGUCCGCGGAGGCGCUAGAGAAGGUCCAGGCAUCCGCUUUACCAGCUGGCGUCACACUGACCGGAACAACGGAGAAGAUCGACCCACCUGCUUCAGCUGCUGCGGUUGCCACCAAGGAAGCCGACGUCCGUGAGAGCAAGCAUGUUGGCAAGAACAACAUGGAUGAGAAAGAAGACGAUGACGACAAGAAGGAGUUCUUUGGUGGAGGCCUCGGUGCCUCGGCAUUCCUUUUGGCGGUCUUUAUUACUGCUAAGUUAUCGUCGAUCGCAGCUGCACGUCACAGGAACUUGCUCGUCACGCUGGAUGCUAAUCGUGCAGUCAAGUCGGGUCCGAGUACUUCGUGUCGCUACUUGUUGCAGCUGUUUCGUAGUUAG
This is a messenger RNA of Peronospora matthiolae, 453 nucleotides long. NCBI's taxonomy places the organism in Eukaryota, Oomycota, Peronosporomycetes, Peronosporales, Peronosporaceae. The record is from the annotation of a GenBank genome assembly.